AUGAGUUCCAAUAUGAGUAUGAAGCUUGUUUUUCAUAAAGAAAGCAAGAAAGUUUUGUAUGCAGAAGCAAGAAAGGAUGUUGUGGAUUUCCUUUUCUACAUUCUUACUGUACCCGUGGCCACAAUCACAAGGAUUUUCUCCAACAACAAGAAGGACAUGGGAGGCUGUUUAUUUAACCUUUACAAGAGUUUUGAAAAUCUCAACAGCGACUACAUUCAAGAGGAUCAUAAGAUAAAAGAAGAUAUCUUGUAUCCCAAGACCUCCUUUUCAGUACAGGAACGCUUAUUGUUACCGGGCACUAGACAUGCUGAUCACGAGGUCCGGGUCAUAUUAUACGGAUGCCCCGACUGUCUUCGGAAUUAUUAUGUUGAUGAUUACUAUUCGGAUAGCACAUGUCACAAUUGCAAAUGCAAAUUGAAUAACCCUGAAGUUAAAAAAGUUCGUUUGGCAAAAUCUGUGGAAAGUGGACCGGGUUUGGUGAAGGAUUUGGUAACAUACUUUGUGAUGGAUGAUUUGGAGAUCAAACCCAUGUCUACCGUUUCAAGUUUUUCUUUGUUGAACAAGUUCAAUGUUAAGGAUGUAGGUGAUAUUCAAGAAAUAGUGGUUGUUUUGGGCAAGAAUGAGGCCUUCAAGAUAUUCGAAGCUUCUAUUAAAGGAAAAGGAAAAGAAAUGCUCACCAGCAUCUACAUUGACAAACUUGUCAAACAGGAGGAGGAGAAAUAA
This is a messenger RNA of Impatiens glandulifera, 723 nucleotides long. RefSeq lists its product as uncharacterized. The coding region runs from base 1 to 723 and encodes 240 amino acids. Lineage: Eukaryota; Viridiplantae; Streptophyta; Magnoliopsida; Ericales; Balsaminaceae. The record is from RefSeq and is a predicted model, not a curated record. The transcript is spliced from 3 exons.